Hemiscyllium ocellatum (epaulette shark) is the source of this 1895-nucleotide messenger RNA. Its product is annotated as spindlin-W-like. The coding region runs from base 689 to 1483 and encodes 264 amino acids. The record is from RefSeq and is a predicted model, not a curated record. Gene Ontology annotation, biological process: gamete generation. Lineage: Eukaryota; Metazoa; Chordata; Chondrichthyes; Orectolobiformes; Hemiscylliidae. The transcript is spliced from 8 exons.
GCCAGCAGUGCUCUGUUUCCUCGCUGCUGCACAGAAAAUCAGUAGGAACACUUUCUGGCAGGAAGUCGACCCUACGCGACGUUACCUGACCGUUACAGACCGAGGCGGAAUCGUGUGAGAGCUCACUAUCUGGCAGGGGGCGAAUGAGUGUUAGCGUCGUCGUUCCUGCAGUGUGUAACUGUGUGAGACGGUGCCGUAGUGUUUUAUGGGCGCGGGUGACACAGACUCUGAUUUUGUCCAUACCUAGAUCUACAUGUGUAUAUAUGCAAAUAUAUAUAUAAAACGAAGGCCUUAACACACUCAAGAAUAUGGUUUUAUGGUCAUCUGCUACUGUGCAUGACUUCAUCAUUCUUCAUUUUUGAGUCAAGAUCAGUCGCCACCAAAAAAGCUGCAUUCCUGUGAAAUUGUGGUAUGAUGAAAAUGGAAGCCUGAAAAUACUACCUUUAAGACACUGGAUCUCCACUUUCUGCUAUAGUUACUGACGGCUGCAUGCCUUUGAUCAGGUUGUCUUCAAUCUUGUACUGAAGGAUUCUUGGAUCUGUGCACACUAAGUCUGGUUCCAUGUAACUCUUAAUAUUAUUACUGGGUGUCACUACAGCAACUCACUACAUUGGUUGGGGGCUGUACAUCACACUGUUGGCAUCAUUUAAGUUUUAUCUAACCAAAAGUGAGCUACCUAUCCAGAUGAAUGAAGACCCCAUUUGGGAAGCGAUCCAGUCAGAGGUUAUCAAUUGACGCAGCAGGUCUUCCUAGUGUCUCUGGCAAUAUGAUGAAGAAGAAAAGUAAUCACAGGAAACACCGCAGUAAUGUGGGGCCAAGCAAGACAGUUUCUCAUUCACGACGGAACAUUGUAGGUUGCAGAAUUGAACAUGGAUGGAAGGAACAGGGUGGAAUAACACAGUGGAAAGGCACAGUUCUGGAUCAAGUACCAGUAAAUCCUGCACUUUACCUUAUCAAAUAUGAUGGAUUUGACUGUGUAUAUGGACUUGAACUUCACAAAGAUGAAAGGGUCUUAGGAUUUCGGGUCCUUCCAGAUAGAGUUUCUGUAUCUCGAAUCAGUGAUGUGGAUCUGGCAGAAAUGAUGAUAGGCAAAGCGGUUGAGCACAUGUUUGAAAAAGAUGAUGAUGGAGCUAAAGAUGAGUGGCGGGGAAUGGUGCUUGCACGUGCUCCAAUCAUGAACACGUGGUUUUACAUUACCUAUGAAAAGGAUCCUGUCUUGUACAUGUACCAACUUCUAGAAGACUACAGAGAAGGAGAUUUACGUAUUAUGCCUGAUUCAAAUAAUGAUUCUCCGCCAGCUGAGAGAGAGCCAGGAGAGGUCGUAGACAGCUUGGUGGGUAAACAAGUCGAAUAUGCCAAAGAAGAUGGCUCAAAGAGGACUGGCAUGGUCAUCCAUCAAGUAGAGGCAAAACCAUCUGUGUAUUUUAUCAAGUUUGAUGAUGAUUUCCACAUUUAUGUCUAUGAUUUGGUAAAAACUUCUUAGACACACUUCAUAGGGCAGUGGAAAGGCCAUAUUGGCCAACACAUGGACUAUUACCAAAUGCGGACUUUGAUAGAUUAGGCUACUAAAAGCCCAGUAAGCUAUUGUGAUUUCACAAUCUCUGCCAUUGACAACAAAUAAACAAGUUUGAAUCAGCCAAAUGGUUCUACUAAUGUUACCAUUUAUGAUGGUUUGAAUGCAAGAGGGUUACUUGCAGAAGAAACAAUCUAAAACCAGUAUUUUAGAAUAAGGGAACUAGGUUUCCAGGGUACUUUGUCACCCAUGGGAAACAAUAGGGGCUUCAAGGUACAAACCUAAAUUAGGGUCUGGAAAUGAAAUGAGAAAAUGUAUCAGCAAAAGACCAGUUAUAAUCGAACUUUCUGAAUUGAAAAAUAAAAAAAAGGAUUAGACACUA